Sugiyamaella lignohabitans is the source of this 3225-nucleotide messenger RNA. RefSeq names its product Nmd5p (gene NMD5). Bases 1 to 3225 code for a protein of 1074 amino acids. Gene Ontology annotation, molecular function: small GTPase binding. The record is from RefSeq and is a predicted model, not a curated record. Lineage: Eukaryota; Fungi; Ascomycota; Dipodascomycetes; Dipodascales; Trichomonascaceae. Gene Ontology annotation, cellular component: cytosol; nuclear envelope. The transcript has a single exon. Gene Ontology annotation, biological process: protein import into nucleus.
AUGUCGUUGGUAGAGGUGUUUGCGAACACGCUAAGUGCGGAUCAGGGGGUCAGACAGGUUGCUGAGCAGCAGCUGGCUGAGGCUGGGAAGGACCCCGGUCUGGUUUUUGCGUUACUGGAUGUUAUUGGCUCGACGGGUGAUUUGUCCGUGUGUAUGAGUGCUUCUUUGUAUCUCAAGAACUACAUUUUCGAGUGUUGGAACAGACGGAGCAAUAAUAUCGAGGCCGGUACUGGCGGCAGUGGUAGCCGUAAUAGCCAGGACAGCUCGUUUUCCGAUCAUGCAAAUGCGGGUGGUACUAGUAUUGAGAAGCAUGGCGGAGUUGCUAGUGGUCCUGUGGUGCUCAGUGUGGAUCAGAGAAACUUGUUCAGAGAAAAACUGCUGAAUACUCUAGUAGUUGUCCCUCAUCACGCAGCAUUGACUCCUUUAGUAGCUGCUUUACAGUUUAUUAUCACAUCAGAACCGUUUCCACAGGCCUGGCCUGGCCUGCUGCCGUUUGUAUCACAGCUGCUAGACAGUUCGAGCCCGAAAGAAGUGUACAUAGCGGUUUUGUGUCUGGUGGAGGUGCUACGGUCGUAUCGCUGGCACGACAAGGCAAGUGAAAACAGAGAUCAGAUCAUAGAAGCAUUUCUUCCAAAGCUUGUAGAAUUGGGAAUGUCACUGAUCCAGGGAAUUCCUGAGAACCAGGCUAAUCUGGAAACCACUGGUGAGAUUAUCUGGCGAAUUCUAAAGGUGUAUAAACAGGCCACGGCGUCUAAUUUAUCGCCAUUGCUCCAGAAUCGCAAUCAGUUGGAGAGGUGGCUUAACUUGUUCAUAUCUGUAAUUACUGUUGUUGGUGAUGAGGAUACUAGUGGCAGCGGAGAGAGCGCUGCUGGAGCUAGCAGCGUGAGUUCAAGUGGUUCGCCAACUGUUGGGGGUGGCAGUGGACCAAACAGUGCAUCACACUCACGAUCUUCUUCAUCAGUAAGCAUAGGACAGGGACUUUUGGAGCUAGCAGCAUGGAGAAAGUGUUAUAAAUGGUCAUUUACGCUUGUCAACUUAUUGUUUGUGAGAUAUUCAGUAAUCCCUGAGCUGACUAAACGAAGCCCUAACCAGGACCUUGUUCAGGAGCACGCCAUAUAUCACGAAUUCUCCCAGUUAUUCAUCACAUCGUUUGCACCUGAAGUGUGCAAAAUGUACAUAGAUCGAGUUCGCGGACUUCCACGAACCGUUUCGUUGAAACAGACAGCAUCACCAGAAGUUGCUCUGGCUAGAUCUAGGGCUCAAAGACUGAUUAUUCUGUUCUUUGUAAACUGUCUUCAAAUCGAGUCAUUAUGGACAAUAGUUCUGAGCGAACUUGAUAUGAUUCUAAACAAGAUUAUAUUUUCAAAUUUGCGCAUGAAAGAGAGGGAUUUGUAUUCAUACCAGUACGAACCAGACCAGUUUUUCUAUGAACAAGAAGACCAGCAAGAGUUUCUGUUUAGCACCAAGGUGACAGCAGGAACUUUUGUGCAGGCACUGGUGGCUCGACGAGCCUCUGUAGCACUACCAGGAGUGCUAAUGACUGUAAAUAAUAUUCUCGAGAUUCAACUCAAUAACCUGACUGAUUUGGAGUGCUGUUUAGAUGUUGAUGCUGCGUUACAGAUAAUGAUAUCUAUUGCCGAGGCACCUCCAACAGCACGAAGUCCAAUCAUUCUUAAUCAGAUGGGUAAGUUCAUUAACAACUACAUUUUACCAAUAUUCCACAAAUCGAACCAACUGUUUCUGUAUUCACGGUCGUUCCAACUUAUAGUUACUUAUGCUUCAAUAAUCGGUUUUGGUGAGGAUGUGUUGAAACCAAUUUGUGAGAAUAUCCUCAAGUGUUUAGAUUCAACCGACGAUGUUCUGACGAAAAUCAACGCUGCUAUUGCACUCGAGGCUCUUUUGAAAUAUGACUUUGUUGUCCAGACACAAUCACCCACUAUUCAGCAUACAAUGGAGAAGAUUCUUGAAUUGUAUGAUACCGACGUUGUGUCGGAAAAGCUUGCCAAUGUCAUGGAAGUGCUUGUAUCGACGUUUUCAAGAGAGUUGAUUCCAUUUGCAGUCAAGUUAUGCCGACACUUGUCGAGUCAGUUGCUCCGUAUUUUGGAUGAGUUACGAGAGAACCAGGAAGAAACUCAGGCCCGUGGCGGGCAAAUUGACUAUGAAUUUUUAGACGAAAAAGCUGAUAAUGCUCAGCAUAUUUUGGGAACUUUAUCGACACUUUUGAACUCAUUCCAGGAUUACGGACAAGAAGUUUCUGGAUUAGAAGAGACCAUUGCCAACAUGGUUAAACCUGUACUUGACAGUGGUGAGGUGGAUCUGUAUCCAGAGAUGGCAGAACUGGUUGACAUUAUCAUUUUGACCAAUCGGUCAGUAUCAGAAGGACUCUGGAAUAGUGUGUUUAACAGUUUCUACGAGGCAUUCCAGACGCAACCAGAAGCCAGUAUCGAGGCCAUUAUAUUAAGUACGACCAACUUUGUGGCAUAUGGAGGAGCAGGAAUCACUAAAGAGAGACUUGAAAAGAUCUUCCAGAUGAUCCACUACGCCGUCAAUGAGCCCCAGGUGGAAUUACACGUCAAGAAGAAUGCAUCGCAGCUUAUCGAGUUCAUCUUGAUCGCCAUUCCAGACUCGGCAGCAUAUUCCAUCACCGAUUUGAUUCCAUUUGUCAUUCAGAUGCCUGGACGGAGCUUGAACAUGAUAGUGGCAUGUCUAUACCGAGACGCUUUACGAAGUCUUACUGCCAACAACAACAGUUUAGUAAACAUGUUUGACGAGCUGUUGUCCGAAUGGACAAGAGCCACUAUUUAUGGUCGCGAACUCAAGGUUAACAUUGGAGCAGCAUUGCAAGUAGUUUCGCUACGAGAUGACAACCUCGUGUCGUUGGAACAACGCAUUGCCCUCUUCCAAUUCAUCAUCAACAAAGUGGAAUUAGUACGACCACCACUGACAACUAGCACCAAUUCUGCUGAACAACCCACGCAAAACACAUUUGAGUUCGUGACCGAGCCAUACAGUUUUGCCAGGGUAGAAGACGAGUCAUCACAAAUCGAGGAAGAGCUGCCUCCUAGCCUCGAUGCCGCCAUUGACUCUAUCGACAUCCGAACGAUGUAUACAAAAAUCGUCAACGAGCUUGCGACCUCAGGCCCCGAGUACACACAAACGCUCGUUCAAAGUCUCUCCCCACACCAGCGAGAGAUUCACACGUCGCUUCUCCAAAACCCACACUAA